Eubalaena glacialis (North Atlantic right whale) is the source of this 1646-nucleotide messenger RNA. RefSeq names its product keratin 7 (gene KRT7). Bases 74 to 1477 code for a protein of 467 amino acids. The record is from RefSeq and is a predicted model, not a curated record. Gene Ontology annotation, molecular function: structural constituent of skin epidermis. Gene Ontology annotation, cellular component: keratin filament. Gene Ontology annotation, biological process: intermediate filament organization; keratinization. The transcript has 9 exons. Lineage: Eukaryota; Metazoa; Chordata; Mammalia; Artiodactyla; Balaenidae.
GGCCAAGUCGCCCGGAGGUCAGCGAAUUCGGCCCCCUGUCGCCCGCCGCUCGGUCCAGGCCGGCCCAGGCAGCAUGUCCAUCCACUUCAGCUCCCAGGUCUUCAGCUCGCGCUCCUCCGCCUUCCCGGGGCGAGGCACCCAGAUGCGCCUGAACUCGGUGCGCCCCGGCGGCUUCCGCGGCAGCAGCAGUAGCCUCUAUGGCCUUGGCGCCUCGCGGCCACGCGUGGCAGCGCGCUCAUCCUACGGGGGCCCAGCGGGCGCCGGCAUCCGCGAGGUCACCAUCAACCAGAGCCUGCUGACCCCGCUGCAGGUGAACAUCGACCCCUCCAUCCAGCAGGUGCGCCAGGAGGAGCGCGAGCAGAUCAAAACUCUGAACAACAAGUUCGCCUCCUUCAUCGACAAGGUGCGGUUUCUGGAGCAGCAGAACAAACUGCUGGAGACCAAGUGGGCGCUGCUGCAGGAGCGGAAGUCGACCCGGAGCAGCUGCCUCCUGGGCAUCUUUGAGGCCCAGAUUGCUGGCCUGCGGAAGCAGCUCGAGGCCCUGCAGCUGGACGGGGGCCGCCUGGAGGUGGAGCUUCGGAACACGCAGGACGUCGUGGAAGACUUCAAGAACAAGUACGAAGACGAAAUUAACCGUCGCACGGCUGCUGAGAAUGAGUUUGUAGUGCUGAAGAAGGAUGUGGAUGUUGCCUACAUGAGCAAGGUGGAGUUGGAGGCCAAGGUGGACGCCCUGAAUGAUGAGAUCAGCUUCCUCAGGACCCUCUAUGAGGAGGAGUUGAAAGAGCUGCAGUCAGAGGUCUCAGACACGUCUGUGGUCCUGUCCAUGGACAACAGCCGCUCCCUGGACCUGGACAGCAUCAUCGCCGAGGUCAAGGCCCAGUACGAGGAGAUCGCCAACCGCAGCCGGGCCGAGGCCGAGGCCUGGUACCAGACCAAGUUUGAGACCCUCCAGGCCCAGGCUGGGAAGCACGGGGACGACCUCUGGAAUACCCGGAAUGAGAUUGCGGAGCUGAACCGGGCCGUCCAGAGGCUGCAGGCUGAGAUCGACAGCAUCAAGAAGCAGCGUGCCAAGUUGGAGGCUGCCAUCGCCGAGGCCGAGGAGCGUGGGGAGCUGGCCGUCAAGGAUGCACGUGCCAAGCAGGAGGAGCUGGAGGCUGCCCUGCAGCGAGCCAAGCAGGACAUGGCCCGGCAGCUCCGGGACUACCAGGAGCUCAUGAGCACCAAGCUGGCCCUGGACAUCGAGAUCGCCACCUACAGGAAGCUGCUGGAGGGCGAGGAGUGCAGGAUGACCGGAGCUGGAGUGGGAGCCGUGAACAUCUCUGUGGUCAGUUCCACGGGCGGUGCUGGCAGCCGGCUGACCUUCGGGGGAACCAUGGGCAGCAAUGCCCUGAGAUUCUCUAGUGGUGGAGGGCCUGGGGCCCCCAAGGCCUAUUCCAUUAGGACCACAUCCGCCCCCGGCAGGAGCACCCGCAACUAAGCCCCUGGAGUGGGGAGACACAUACCCUCCCCUCCCAUCGUCACAAGAGGACCUCCAUCCCUGGUCCCAUCCCUGGUCCCAAGACUGCAAGGCAGUCUGAAAAAUGAUGUCAGAAUAGCUUCCAAUAAAGCAGCUGCUUUCUGAGGCUUGGGUGAGUCCAUGCCUACCA